AUGCGUUUCCAGGCACCUCAGCUCGGCGCCCUCGGCGUGACCUUCAUAGCUUUCCGGGCGAUGCAAUUUGCUUCGCUCAUCGCCAUCAUCGGCAUAACCGCCAACUUCAUCAAUGAGAUCGUAACCUUGGAACGCGACGUGCCGGACGUGCUGGUUGGCACCCUUGCCGUGGCAAGUAUCGCAACGCUUUACGUUUCGAUUUCAUACAUCCUGUACUACGACGAGCUUCUCCCUCUUCUAAUCGCGAGCGGGAUAGAUCUAGCGCUCCUCGUCGCCGCUAUCGUAGUCGCAGUCACUAUUGGAAAGCCCCUAUCCUUACUUAAGUGCGAGCUGCUUCCACAGCCUAUCGCACAAACCCAAACAUUUACCGUGUCCAUCUCAGCUCGUAACUAUGCCUCAGCAGCUGCCAAGUACAACAACUACCUGGCUUUGAUUACAACCGACCAGCCGCACUGCUACGAGAUCAAGGCAGUCUGGGGUCUGAGCAUCGCGCUCUGCGUGCUCUUCGCCUUUUCCAGCGUCAUCUGCGUCGGACUGUGGCGCCGCACCAAGGCCACCGCCGCUGCUGCUCCUAAGGACAUCGAAGCUGCUGUAACUGAGAAAUCCGAGAGGGGCUUUGGUCCCCUGCAGCAGAAUUCGGGACCGACCGCUCUUGGAACUCGACUCCUUGCCGCCAAGGGUUCCGAUCGGUGGAUCCCCCCGCCCCAACCCGCGCGUCGCCCUCCUAUUUUUCGGUCUGUCGACGAAGAUACCCGACCGGUUCGGCUACCUCCAGUUAUAGUGAAUGCCAACUCAGGUCCGACCAUCUUCGGGGGUCAGCCUUUAGGGAGCAAUAUUUCCGCUCCGGCUCCAGUGAUGAUAGCCCCAUCCGCAGCCAGGUCCUUGAGCUCGUCCGGUUCAUCCGAGGAAGACUAUAUACCUAUCAUACACAAACCAUCUCACCGCAGUGUCAGCGAUAAGAAAAGAAUGCCCCAUCCUCCCAUCGCAGUCGUCAUCCCCCCAACCCCUAGCGACGACGGUUUCACGCCCAUCACGCCCACCCCUGCCUCGCCUAAGCUAAAGGACUACCGGCUUAGCAGAGUGCCCCCUUUACCCAGGGAUGCUCUCGGGAUACCAGUGGGGAGAAUGUUGGUCCGUGCGAAGAGUAGGAAGGUUCAGAUACAGCACGAAGACGACGAGGCGACACCUUUGAGCCCGACAAGGGGGCGAGAUCUAGAAAUGCAGAUGGCGGCUAAGCCGAAACCGAAGCGGAAGACCCUCUGGGGCGUGAUUGAGGGAUGGUGGGAUUUGGGCUUGCUCGAGAGGGGCAAGAGCUUAAGACGCAAGGCUUAA
Daldinia childiae is the source of this 1332-nucleotide messenger RNA. RefSeq lists its product as uncharacterized. Bases 1 to 1332 code for a protein of 443 amino acids. NCBI's taxonomy places the organism in Eukaryota, Fungi, Ascomycota, Sordariomycetes, Xylariales, Hypoxylaceae. The record is from RefSeq and is a predicted model, not a curated record. The transcript has 3 exons.